Rhipicephalus sanguineus (brown dog tick) is the source of this 1716-nucleotide messenger RNA. RefSeq lists its product as uncharacterized. The record is from RefSeq and is a predicted model, not a curated record. Bases 1 to 1716 code for a protein of 571 amino acids. Lineage: Eukaryota; Metazoa; Arthropoda; Arachnida; Ixodida; Ixodidae. The transcript is spliced from 4 exons.
AUGGCUUCCCAGAUGCUUCCGAGCUUUGACGAGAGCACAGAUAAGUGGAACCCGUACUUGAUCAAAGCAGAAGCGUACUUCGAAGCAAACGGCAUUACUGAGUCAAGCAAGAAAAGAGCACUUCUUGUAGCUGCGCUGAGCACGCAGACCGUUCAAGUUCUUGCCGGAAGAGUAGCUCCCCGGAAGCCGAAUUCCUUGACUUAUGACGAAGUUACCGAAACCUUGAAUGAGUACUAUGACCCUAAACGCAACGAAAUUGCGGAGAGCUACAAGUUCUUCAGCCGCUCCCAAUUGGAGGGGGAAUCGGUUCGCGCUUUUCUCAUCGAGAUCCGCCGCAUUGCAGACAACUGCAACUUUGGCAGCUCCCUUGACAGAAUGAUCCGGGACAGGAUUGUUUGCGGAAGACUACCAGUACUAGGUGAACUUGAACUGAUGGUUACGUACCAAGGCGUGGCGGUGGAAUGUAAGCUCGUAGUACUAGACUGCGUUGGACCAAGCCUGUGCGGACGAGACCUCAUAAACAUGCUGGACAAGGCUGGAGCUUCGGUACUGGAAGUGGCACCAGGCACAGUACAAGCCAUCAGCCACGACAACACUCGCGCUGAAUACACGGACGUCUUCUCGGAGGAACUGGGACUGAUCAAGGGGCCCCCAGCCAGCUUGAUGCUGAAGGAGGGUGCUGUUCCCAAGUUUUGCAAAGCGAGAUCACUUCCGUAUGCCCUCCGUGACAAAGUGGCGAAGGAGUUGGAACGGCUGGUGUCCCUGGGCAUUUUAUCACCCGUGAAACAUUCGAACUGGGCGACUCCCAUAGUGCCCGUGCUUAAGAAGGAUGGCACAGUUCGUAUUUGCGGGGAUUUUAAAGCCACGUUGAACCAAGCCUGUGAAACGGAACAAUAUCCCCUUCCGGUGAUCCAGGACAUGUUUGCGUCAUUAGGCGGUGGGGAAGUGUUCAGUACGCUAGACCUGAAAGAUGCCUACAACCAGGUGCCAUUAGACGAAGGUGCACGCAAGCUGUGCGUAAUUAACACGCAUCUGGGACUCUUCUGCUACAACAGGCUGCCAUUCGGUAUUUCCUCGGCUCCGGCCAUAUUUCAGAGGAAAAUGGAUACCAUGCUGGCAGGUCUUCCUGGAGUGCAAGCGUACUUGGACGACGUGCUUGUGUCUGAAAAGGUGGCAGACAACGGAGCUCGGCUGAAAGCAGUCUUGCAGCGCUUCCGGGAACACGGGGUGAAGCUGAGAAGAACGCCCAACAAAAGCGGGAAGUCGCCAUCGGAGAUGCUUCUAGGCUAUCAGAUCAGAUCGCGCCUGGAUACCUGUUUUCCAAAGUCCGGUGGAGGAGCAACAUGUGCAAGCCAGGAACGCGUGCCCCCUGCGAACAGCCGUGUGCACGUGCGCAACUACGGUACCGGAAGCAAAUGGAUACCAGGACAGGUGAUAGCUACAUCUGGGACGCGAAUGGUCACCGUGGAAACGCCUGAAACAAUUGUCCGACGGCAUGUUGAUCAAGUUCGCCUUCAGCCUAGGGAAGUGCAAUCGCAGGUCUCGGCGGAACACGUGCGCACGGACGAACCGCCAGUCAGCCCAAAAGAAUCGGUGCCGCACCCUGAUGCAAGCCUGCGAGAACGAGCUGAACAACAGAAACCUUCCCUGAAGAAAGGUCGGAACACAUGUGUACCGGCACUGCUACCACCGGACUUGGAGGCGCCCGGCGCCUGA